Messenger RNA from Onychostruthus taczanowskii (white-rumped snowfinch), 2586 nucleotides. It is a transcript of the gene ZBTB25, whose product is annotated as zinc finger and BTB domain containing 25. The transcript has 3 exons. Gene Ontology annotation, cellular component: nucleus. NCBI's taxonomy places the organism in Eukaryota, Metazoa, Chordata, Aves, Passeriformes, Passeridae. The record is from RefSeq and is a predicted model, not a curated record. Gene Ontology annotation, biological process: regulation of transcription by RNA polymerase II. Bases 1064 to 2137 code for a protein of 357 amino acids. Gene Ontology annotation, molecular function: protein binding; DNA-binding transcription factor activity, RNA polymerase II-specific; RNA polymerase II cis-regulatory region sequence-specific DNA binding.
GCCGCGGGGCCGGGAGGGAGGGAGGGAGGGAAGGAGGGCGCUGGUCCCGCGCCACGGGGAGGCUGCGCCGCCGCCUCCCGAUGCGCGUCGUGUCUCUCUCUCUCUCUCUCCCCCACAAUGAUUUUCUGCGGAAACAAUAGCAAAUAUCAGCGUUUAUUUGCGCAGGGGCCGCUGGCGGGGCGGGGCGAGGCGAGUGCGGCUCGGCCCGCACAAUGGGGGCUUUGUUGGGCGCACAGGGCUCCUCUGUGCCGGAGCCGCCGGGCUCAGCCCCGCUCCCCCGCGCUCCCGCCGCGGCUGCGGGGCAGCAGGAAGCGCCGUCAGAUCACAGGGAAAACGCCAGCCAGGUUUAAAGUUAGUGCUGACACCCUACGGAGCGUAGUUAAUCAGCGGGACAAGCAUCUCUGAGUGUAGCUGGCAGAUGGGAAAGUCCCCGAGAGGUCUUGAGCUCAUUGGUCGUGGGUUUGAGCACCAGCGGUGGUAUUGGAAGGAGAAACUUAAAUUGGGGUGCAGGGACUAUGUGGAGGAGGGAAGAGGCUCCAUGCCAGGCGUCCAUCUCGUUUUGGUGGUGAGAAGUCAACAUUGGAGCCUUUGGGAGCUCUCCAAUUUCUUAAGGAGAUGCACGUCUUGUUCCCUUGCUCCCAGGCACACCAUGGAUACCACCGGCCACAGCGUCCUCCUCCUCCAGCAGCUGAACAUGCAGCGGGAGUUUGGCUUUCUGUGUGACUGCACAGUUGCCAUUGGAGAUGUUUACUUCAAAGCCCACAGAGCGGUGCUCGCUGCUUUUUCAAACUAUUUUAAGAUGAUAUUUAUUCAUCAGACGAGGUCAGGAGUGGUUCUGCAGGUAUAACAAGAGCAGUGCCAAGGUCUGGCCUCUGACCUGGGGCUGACUGCUUGUGAUGGAUUAAACCUUCUUCAUUCCCCUUCCUUUCUGAGGAUCGUGGCCUCCAGAACCUCUGCAAGAUAAUCUUUAGGAUCAGCUGCAUCGCCCCUUGGCUGGAACGAGUGCAUAAAAAUUCAGCCUACAGACAUCCAGCCUGACAUAUUUAGUUACUUGUUACAUAUCAUGUACACUGGGAAAGGGCCAAAGCAGACCGUCAGCCAGAACCGGCUGGAGGAGGGCAUCCGCUUUCUGCACGCAGACCACCUCUCCCACAUCGCCAUCGAGAUGAACCAGGCCUUCUCCCCAGAGCCUGUCCAGUCCUCCAACUUGUACGGGAUCCAGAUCUCCACGGCACACAAGCUGGCAAAGGAGCGCCUGGGAGCGAAGGAGAGCCUGCCCAAGGCGGGCGGCAGGUCUGCGGCCCAGGGCGAUCACCCCCAGCUGCAGCUGUCCCUGGCCAUCGGCCUGGACGAUGUCCCCCUGGACCAGCAGGCCGCUCGCCCCGCGGCCCAGCCCGCGGCUCUGGCCAAGCCGGCGGAGGAGCGCCCGAAGCUCUCGGUUUCCAUAAAGCAGGAGAGGUGCGACUCCGAGCCCGUGGUGUCCCAGAGCUGCACCCCUCCUUCUCCGGGGGUAGCGAGCCCCGUCCUCGCCAAGGGCAGCCUCAAGGUGCACUUGUGCCACUACUGCGGGGAGCGCUUCGACUCGCGGGACGGGCUGCGGCAGCACCUGCACACCCACGUCUCGGGCUCGCUGCCCUUCGGCGUCCCGGCCUCCAUCCUGGAGAGCAGCGACCUGGGUGAGGUGCAGCCUCUGGCUGAGGACAGGGAGCCUGGGGAUGGCCAUCGCCUCGGGGCCUUCCUCCUCAAGGAGGAUGAGCAUCAGCUGGAGCACCCGAGCUGCAGCGACCUGGAGCCUCUGCAGAUCGGGCAGCUCUCCCUCAUCUCCAAGGACCACGAACCGGUGGAGUUGAACUGUAACUUUUCUUUCUCAAGGAAGAGAAAGAUCAGCUGCACCGUUUGCGGCCGCACGUUUUUCCGGAAGAGCCAGCUGCUGGAGCACAUGUACACGCACAGAGGGAAGCAGCACAGGUACGGCCGCUGCCAGCAGCUGGAGGGCCCCACCACCCCCAGGUUUCACCCUUACUGUGACAGCGAGAGCGUGGGUAAGAGCUCCAGCUUGUCCCAAGACCACUUAGAUGAAUGUAUUCUGGAGUCAGAUCUCAUCCAAGAAAGUGUCGAUACGAUCCUGGUAGAGUAAUUCUCCCCCUUCAGAUGCUGAAACUGGAUGUUUUGGCAUUCUCCACCUAGGGAGUGGCUGCUCUGUGCAGCUGAUUUUCUUGAGCCACCAUUCCCCUCACCACUGAGAUAACUGUGAAGGACUGUGUACUUUGACUUGUGUACUUGCUUUUUCUACUUCUCUAACUUUUAAACUCAAGUUAAUUCCCAUCUAAGUCCUUCUUGGAAGCCUCCGUGUAACUCAGUUAUGUUUUUCCUGAAUGUGAACUUAUUCCUACUCUGCUUUACUGGAGUAAAGGCUGUAUUGCUGGGUGUGAGGUUUAAACAUUGUCUAGUACUCUGUGUGGUGCCUAGGACUGUUUGUAUCCUGUAGAAUUGCUCUUCUGAAACCAGAUGGAUGGAAGUGUAGAGGGAAAUACUUAUUGUGUUUCCCAAACAGUUUGUUUUUAAUGAAAAUAAAUAUCUCAAGGA